Lactuca saligna is the source of this 1085-nucleotide messenger RNA. The record is from the annotation of a GenBank genome assembly. NCBI's taxonomy places the organism in Eukaryota, Viridiplantae, Streptophyta, Magnoliopsida, Asterales, Asteraceae.
AUGGUGAAGUUGACAAUCGGUAGCAUUGGUGACUCUUUUAGCGCAGGUUCAGUCAAGUCUUACUUGGCUGAGUUCAUUGCCACCCUUCUUUUCGUGUUUGCGGGUGUCGGGUCAGCUAUUGCUUAUGGUAAGCUCACAGCAGAUGCAGCACUAGACCCCGCAGGAUUAGUUGCAGUGGCAAUAGCCCAUGCAUUUGCACUCUUUGUUGGGGUUUCAAUAGCAGCCAACAUCUCCGGAGGCCAUUUGAAUCCAGCUGUCACCUUCGGAUUGGCUAUUGGUGGUAACAUCACCAUCAUAACCGGUUUAUUUUAUUGGAUUGCCCAACUUCUUGGAUCCAUCGUCGCAUGUUUCCUCCUACAAUUUGUCACCGGUGGCCUGGCCGUUCCAACCCACGGAGUUGCUAGUGGGAUGAGCAGUAUUCAAGGAGUUGUGUUUGAGAUCAUCAUAACUUUUGCUCUUGUCUACACAGUCUAUGCAACCGCUGCUGACCCUAAAAAAGGAUCACUCGGAACCAUUGCACCCAUCGCAAUCGGUUUCAUUGUUGGAGCCAACAUUUUGGCUGCUGGAGCUUUCAGCGGUGGCUCAAUGAACCCAGCUCGAUCAUUCGGCCCUGCGGUCGUUAGUGGUGACUUUUCACAAAACUGGAUUUACUGGGUCGGCCCACUUAUCGGUGGUGGGUUGGCUGGAUUAAUCUAUGGUGAUGUUUUCAUUGGAUCGUACGAGGCACUUCCAGCCUCAGGAGACUAUGCUUAAGUCCUUUUAUUUUUUUAUUUUCGUUUUGUAUUUCAUCUUUUUUGCUUAAUGGUCGAGGAUUUAACAUCCUUAUUGUUUGAGUGAAAACUUAAGAAUUGUAAAAUAAUUUUCUUUACACCGGAAUACAUACAAUCUGAAACUUGUAAUCAUUUCAUUUGGUGUGUUCCUUUGGAAAAAUUCAUUCUUGUAACUUAUGUAACAAAGCAAAUUAAGAAUACAUAGGAUGGUGAUAAGGAUUCCAAGAUGUUAGAGGAGACACUGAUGAUGAUCACAAAUGCGAUGUGGUGGUAGUGGUUGAUGCCAAACAUAUGAAAACAUUAAUUCUUAGUGAG